UCACCUUCACCUUUUGUACUUGAUCAAAGUUUCUUAAUGGCAGCCUCUACCUUCACUUGCUUUUCACUCCUCUCCCUUCUUUUCCUAGCCACAACUUUCUCUUUAGCCACCUCGGCCCGGACCCUCAUUGAGGACCCAGAACCUGUGGCCCCUGUGGUUGCACCAGAAGCAGGUGAUGAUGUGACUCCCUUAGGCGCCAUCCCACCUAACCCAGCUUCUGGUGCUGGUGCUGGUGCUGGUGGUGCUGGUGCUGGUGGUGGUGCUGGUGCGGGUGCUGGUGUGGUGCCUGUGGUCGAAGGUCCUGAUCACACACUUACUUUCUUCAUGCACGAUAUUCUUGGUGGGUCGAAUCCCUCGGCUAAAGCCGUCACUGGAGCUGUGACUAACCCGGCUGUCAAUGGUCAAGUUCCGUUUGCAAAACCGAACGGUGCCAACCUCCCAGUGAACAAUGGAGUUCCACAAGACGACAACAACAAUGGGAUUAUCAACAACAACAACCUCCCAUUCCUCACCGGCUUAGGCGGGACCACCUCAAAUGUUUUUCAAAACAAUAACAAUAACAACAACAAUAACAAUAACAAUGUGUUUGCUGCAAUUAACGGUGGACAGUUACCUCAAGGUAACGCCUUACAACAGUUUAUGUUCGGGACAUUGACAGUGAUUGAUGACGAGUUAACCGAAGGACAUGAACUGGGGUCCGGUUUGAUAGGGAAGGCUCAAGGGUUCUAUGUAUCGAGCUCGAUAGAUGGUAAGAGUCAGACAAUGGCAUUCACUGUGAUGUUUAUGCAUGGGAGUUAUAUUGAUAGUUUGAGUUUUAUGGGGGUUCACCGUAGCGCGGUGGCAGAGUCGCAGCUGGCGGUGAUGGGUGGCACCGGAAAGUAUGUGAAUGCUAAGGGACAUGCUGUGGUGAAGACAUUCCAGGGUACAGACCAGCAGAACAAUGAUGGUACAGAGACACUACUUCAUUUCACUGUGUAUCUUGCUUAAUAGUUUGUGGGGUUGGUUUGUAAUUGUAUCAUCUUUUUUUUAUGUUUAUGUAAUUUUUAUGAGAAAUUUGUGUGCAGAAUAUGAAAAGUGUCAAGAGUUUAUGUCAUUUUGUAAUUUUUUUUUGUAAUGUUUAAUUGUUUAUGUCA
Messenger RNA from Helianthus annuus (common sunflower), 1133 nucleotides. Its product is annotated as dirigent protein 10. The transcript has a single exon. The record is from RefSeq and is a predicted model, not a curated record. Lineage: Eukaryota; Viridiplantae; Streptophyta; Magnoliopsida; Asterales; Asteraceae. Bases 37 to 987 code for a protein of 316 amino acids.